Molecule: messenger RNA, 1447 nt
Organism: Papilio machaon (common yellow swallowtail)
Lineage: Eukaryota; Metazoa; Arthropoda; Insecta; Lepidoptera; Papilionidae
Gene: bys
Product: bystin
Exons: 8
Coding region: 141-1421 (426 amino acids)
Biological process (GO): rRNA processing
Cellular component (GO): preribosome, small subunit precursor; cytoplasm; nucleolus
Molecular function (GO): snoRNA binding
Source: RefSeq, a predicted model, not a curated record
UGUGAUUGUUUCGUGCGAUAUUUAUUUAUAUACAUAUAUAAAUGUUAAAUUAAAUUUUAGCAUACCACUACCAAUUAACUAAAACUUUCGUGUUUGACUGUGUUUCUAGAUUUAUUUAAUAACAUUCUUUGUUAAUUAAAAUGGGAAAAGCAAAAAAAUUAAAGCCAUCUCAAAUUGGUAAAAACAUCGCACUUGCGGAUCAGAUUGAGGCUGUAAAUUCUGUUAAAAAUAAGAAUCGAAUUAAACAGAAGAACCGACAUGAUGAUGACGAAGAAUUUGUUAACGCAGAUUUAUCGAAGAAAAUAUUGAAAGCUGCUAGAAGACAGCAAGUUGAACUUGGUGACGGUGAAGCUAGUGCAUCAGUUAAACAUGUGCUUCCACUGGAGAUCAAUGCUAGUUCUGACAAUGAUGCUGACUCUGACACCGACGACUUGGAGCCUGAUACUUACUACGACAAUAUUGAAAUUAAUGAGGAAGAUGAAGAGGCUUUGAGAAUGUUCAUGUCGAGUAAACCAGAGAAGACCAGGACAUUAGCAGAUAUUAUAAAAGACAAAAUAACAGACAAACACACUGAAUUGCAAACACAAUUCUCAGAUGUAGAGACAUUGAAGCUACAAAAUAUUGAUCCAAGGAUAAAAACAAUGUACCAAGGUGUAAGGGAUGUUUUACAGAAAUAUCGCUCAGGUAAAUUGCCUAAAGCGUUUAAGAUGAUCCCUCAUCUUCAAAAUUGGGAGCAAAUACUAUAUUUAACUGAACCUACAACUUGGUCAGCUGCAGCUAUGUAUCAGGCUACUAGAAUCUUUGCAUCAAAUCUUAAGGAAAAGAUGGCACAAAGAUUCUAUAAUUUGGUUCUACUUCCUCGUGUGAGAGAUGAUUUAGCUGAAUACAAAAGAUUAAACUUUCAUUUGUAUCAAGCACUACGAAAGUCCCUAUUUAAACCAGGAGCAUUCAUGAAAGGGAUUUUGCUGCCUUUGUUAGAAUCAGGUGAUUGCACAUUGCGUGAAGCCAUUAUUGUAGGCUCCGUAUUGGCCCGUAAUUCAGUGCCAGUCUUGCACUCUAGUGCAGCUCUGUUAAAAAUCGCCGAAAUGGACUACACUGGCGCCAAUUCUAUAUUUUUGCGAAUAUUGUUCGACAAAAAAUAUGCUCUACCAUAUAGGGUUGUGGAUUCUGUUGUUUUCCAUUUUCUAAGGUUCCAAACAGAGUCUAGAAUGUUACCAGUGCUGUGGCACCAGGCUCUCCUAACAUUUGUUCAGCGCUACAAAGCUGAUAUUUCUACCGAGCAACGGGAUGCACUCUUAGAAUUAUUAAGAAAACAAUCUCACCCUACUAUCACACCAGAGAUUCGCAGGGAGUUACAAGCCGCACAAUGCAGAGAUGUUGAAGUGAAUGAGGCUGUACAGAACUGUAUGGCAGUGGAAUAAAUACAAUGACUAUGUAUUUGAUAUAA